Cherax quadricarinatus is the source of this 2171-nucleotide messenger RNA. Lineage: Eukaryota; Metazoa; Arthropoda; Malacostraca; Decapoda; Parastacidae. The record is from RefSeq and is a predicted model, not a curated record.
ACCCAACUAAGAGCAAAAAAAACAGAAGAGGAAGAAUUGAUCUGUUUACGGCGUAUGCUGUUAGUGGCCCUGAAACCCAACAGAAGAAGAAUAAGAGGAAGACUUGAUCUGUUUCUCGUCGAAAAAGAGAAGCGAGGCAGUGUGUCAUGUGUCUAGUUAGUCAUGUGGAUGUAUGAAGCUUUGUAACACUCAGCCUUUAACAAGGACACUUGUGCUAUAUUCAAGACCUAACACAAUAAAGAAGAAUUUUAUUUUCGUGUUGCAGUUGUCCUUUGGUAAAGUGGAACACUGGUUACCAUCAUUAAGCAUUAACCUGGCAAACCAUGGAAUCUUCCGAGCCUAAUAUCCGUAUGCCUGGCGUGCUCAUGCCCUCAUAUCAAAGGUUGAUCAAUACAGAGGAGGGAAGGUUGGCCAUGAAGAGAAUACGAGUGGAGUGUGGUGUCUGCAAGGCUACGCGGUUCUAUUCAAUUCACCGAGGUAUUACACGCAUCGCAGGAGUUGUGGCUUGUGAAGCGUGUCGACAGUUUUAUCAGCGUUUCAAGAAGCAACCUUGGAUUUUGAACUGUAACAAGGGAGGCAGGUGUUUUGGGCUGGAUGAAACUCCCAAGAACAAAUGUAAAGCAUGUUGGGUUGCUCACAUCAUCUGCCGUUGUCCAGUGCCUAUAAGCUUGUAUAACCAUCUUGUAGGAUACCUGCCCACAGAUCUUAAGAGCAAGAUGGCCGGCAGACCACCCACUGUGGACGAGGUCCCUGAGAAGGAGCGUGGAGGACUCGGUCUUGAAGUUUACAAGGAUAACGACUGGGUAGAUGUGACAGAUAAAGAAGAAGUGGAAUCUCUGCUGCGUAAUGAAGAAGAAAAUGAAACUGACGAAGCUAAUGAACCAGAUUUAGACAUGGAAUUUGAGGCCGAGGAGGAAGUGGUUGACGAUCCAGGUUUGCCAGAACAAGCUGCACUCGACGUUUCCACCACCUUGAACCUAGAGCCCAAGAUUAGCCAACCACAGAAAAAGAGAGGCAAAAAGAAGUCAAAAACAUUUGCUAAUUCUGAUGGGCAGGAGCAGAGGAAGCUGGUGUGGAUAAAUACGUACUGUAUAAAUAUAUUGCCAAGUUACAAUAGGAUUAAGUCUCAACAGAUGGGACUAAAUCAGCAGUUUCCUGCUUCAGCAGUCAACACACACAGUGCUUUAAUAUCCUCUGCAUCAUCAGUUAAAAUGACCAAAGCCCAGAAUCAGCAAUACUGUCAUGGAUCCGAUGGUUCAAUUGUUUAUUCCGGCAAAGACUUGUGUGACUGUUUGCAGAGUCUCUGUCCCGGGUGCCACUACCCUUGCCCCAAAUGUGGCUCUGCAAAAUGUGGUAAUGAGUGCAGGAUACACAGGAAAUGGUACUAUGAGAAAGUUGAAGUGGAAGGGACAAAAUUAACCUGGACAAAUGAAUUUGUGAAGAAAAAAUAAUUUAGGCUAUUUACUUCUUCAUGACCUCAAUGCUAGUGUUGGUAGGCAUUCUUGUCACCAUUAAUGCAUGCUAUGGAUGCUACAUGCUGCAUUUAAUUGUGCACAUGAAGUGAUAAAAUGCAUUUUUUAUGUAAGUACAAUUUUUUGUUAUAUCUUAAUAAUUUUGGGUAUCAUUAUACCGUGAAGCCUAUCUCAGACCAUGCCUCAUGCAUAUCUGUAGCUCACUUACAGAUGAACCCUCGUAUGUACAGUAAGGCCCCAAUUUACAGUGAUCUGUAGUUACCAUAUUUGCUUCUGAAUAGUGGGACUAUUCAUGACUAUGGAAAUAUUACUUCAGUGAGCAAGAUUGUAUCAGUGUUCAAUAAGGCUGGUUUAUAAAUGUUUUUUCUAAGCUAGUUUUUUUUUUACCAAAUGCAUUGAUUGUGUGUAUAUACAGUGGACCCCCGCAUAACGAUCACCUCCGAAUGCAACCAAUUAUGUAAGUGUAUUUAUGUAAGUGUGUUUGCACGUGUAUGUUUGGGGGUCUGAAAUGGACUAAUCUACUUCACAAUAUUCCUUAUGGGAACAAAUUCGGUCAGUACUGGCACCUGAACAUACUUCUGGAGUGAAAAAAUAUCGUUAACCGGGGGUCCACUGUACUUAUUUUAUACAUGUGUGGAGAGUUUGUGAGGUUGGUCAAGACCUGUAGAUUAAAAACAGUAUGUUUACUUACCAUACCCC